Schizosaccharomyces octosporus yFS286 is the source of this 2098-nucleotide messenger RNA. Its product is annotated as RNA metabolism pathway protein Pet127. Gene Ontology annotation, biological process: mitochondrial RNA 5'-end processing. The transcript is spliced from 2 exons. Gene Ontology annotation, cellular component: mitochondrial envelope; mitochondrion. Bases 185 to 1777 code for a protein of 530 amino acids. The record is from RefSeq and is a predicted model, not a curated record. NCBI's taxonomy places the organism in Eukaryota, Fungi, Ascomycota, Schizosaccharomycetes, Schizosaccharomycetales, Schizosaccharomycetaceae.
UUUGCUUUAGCUGUUCCAGUUGCCAUAUACUUGCGUCCUAACUUAUACCAAGCAAUAGACCAUUAUUCAACAAAAGGGUAUGGACACCGAGUAAGAUCCUUAAAACUGAAAAAUAUAUAUGUAUAUAUAUACAUAUUUUUUUUAAUGGAAGAAACAAGGGCUACAAGAAUUUGAAACUGAUGGAAUGUUGCUAAUAAUUGAACGAACAAAUUUACGACCAUUAUCAUUGUGCGGUGCCAAGUCUACAAGUUCAUAUUUACCCAAAAGAAAUGUCCAUUCAAAAAGCCUUCGUUUUGGAAUAAUUGAUUCUCAAGCAGAAAAUUUUCAAAAAGUGAACAGUGUCAACCAAGAGGAAGUUAAUAAACUACAACAUGAGCUGAAUACAGUGUUAACUGAUAAUCGAUUUAAGUUUUUGAAGAACCCUGCAACUCAAAAAUUCAACUGGGAUGAGUAUUUGUCUAGGGUGACGCCGGUUGAUGAGUUUAACUUUAGCCUCCUUGGCAAGUUCUAUACAGCUUCGGAAGAUAAAGUGUUAAAAAAGACUGGCUAUAAAACCAACUCAAAGUUUGCUGGCUCAACAAGCUCUCUGACGGGCUUACUCUCACAAAUUCAUUUCUUCCUGAGCAAGUGGAAACCACCUAGUUUCCUAGGGUUAUCGAAAAAAUUUCGUGUAGCUAAGAACGAAAAUCAUUAUACACGUCUGUGUCGCUCGCCUACUUCCGUGCAUGUAUCGUAUCAAAAUGGUCUGCAUUGUAUCGACAAAGAUCAAAGCUUAACGUCACGAGAAAAAGGAAAUACAAUUCUUAUGGAUAUAGGCAAAUCAUUGGAGGCUUUUUUUACCCUAAGAAGAGAAGAAUACGAACGUUACUUAAAAAGUGAGAAUGUGUCACAAAAGCCCAAACCUCAAAUUGAUGUCUUUCAAUAUAGUAAAUGUCGUAGCCUCCUCAUUCGAUCUCAGUUGGAUUGUUUUGAUAGAACUCUACCAAAUUCGGGUGUUUUCGAUCUAAAAACUAGAGCUGUGCUUGGAGUGCGGCUAAAUCAAGCUGAACCUGAAAACUACGAUUCUUAUACUCUUGAUAGAUAUUACGGAAAUUUUGUUUCUUACGAGCGAGAAUAUUAUGAUAUGAUUAGAUCGGCUUUUCUGAAAUACAGCUUACAGGCUCGAUUAGGCCGCAUGGAAGGUGUGUUUGUUGCAUACCAUAACACAUGUCAAAUUUUUGGAUUCCAAUAUGUAAGUUUGAAAGAAAUGGACAAGGCAAUUCACUGGGGAAAGAAUAUUGGCGAUGCCGAAUUCAAGCUUAGUAUCCAACUUCUCGAAUCUAUUUUACGAUAUGUUUCUUCUAAAUUUCCAAAAAAAUCUGUACGGUUAAUGUUCUCUACACAAGGAAGGACAAAAGAUCCGGCUCUUCAAGUCUUUGUAGAGGUUGUAUCAGACAAGGAAAAUCAAAAGUUCGAUCCAGCCAAGCUUCAAAGACUGAAUUUAUCUGAAGAUGUAAAUUGUUCCGGCCGGUUUUACGCCUUUCAGGUUCGAUCGACCAGUUAUGUCAACGGAAAGAGAAUGUUCUUUGUUCGAAAACUGCGUGAUACCGACAGAUGGACUAUACAAUACAAAAUAUAUCCCUGUAUUAAUCAAAAGGCUAUGUACGAGAAAUAUUUGAUGUUAAGGUACAAGCUAAUGAAGGAUGAAACAAAGCCCAGAUUUGUUCCAUAUCGGCUGCUGAACUGGUAUUACAGAAAGCCAGCGACAAAGACAACUGGUUCCAAGGUUUCUGGAUAAAAACUAAAAUUCUUUUUUUUUGAUAAGUUAAUUUAGCAUUCUUUGUAAUUCCCCUCUCCCUAAAAAUCAUGAUUUAAUGCUUUUGAAGUCAUUCUCAAGUGUGAUACGAAAUUCGAUCGGUUGGUGUUUUGUUUCACUUAAUUACUUUCUUAUUAAAAGAAAAAGAAGAAAAGAAUUGUCUGAUAUCUUUUGAACAAUUUCUUAACUUAAGUUGUAGAUUAGAUGUAUAAUUGUUGAAUAUAUCAAUGCGUUACUAGACAAUACUAGAAUAUGCAUGAGAGAAUAAUUGGAUUUUUCCUCGUCAAGCUUUGCUAAAAGAGU